Messenger RNA from Scutellospora calospora, 1449 nucleotides. Lineage: Eukaryota; Fungi; Glomeromycota; Glomeromycetes; Diversisporales; Gigasporaceae. The record is from the annotation of a GenBank genome assembly.
AUGGCAAUUAAAUUAAAAUUUGAAAUAAGAAAUAUUGAGAUAGAAAAAAGUAUUCUUAAUGUUGGUAACGGUGUCGUUAUGUUAGAAGUUGAUAAUCAAUAUGUGGUAGGUAAAAAGAGUAGUGGAGCCGAUAUAGCAGGUGGUGAUAGUUUCAAAAAACGAGAUGCUCCCGCUACUACGAAAGUGUUGAGAGACAUUUCUCAUGUUGUUAUUGAAUGUGAUGAAAAAAAUGCCGAACUUUUGGCUCGGUUGGUGAAAUUACGAGGAAGUUUGAGAAGUGGAGCCGGCGUUAAAAAUGCAACAGCGGGCGGCAGUCCGGAAAAAUCUCUUUAUACUCUUGACAAUGUUCCAUUAAUAGGUGCUACUGGAGCCAGUGCGGGCGGGUUUAAUACUGUUGACGAAAUAUUACAAGCCAAUGCUAAUGGAUUUACUAUAAGUUCACGGGGGGGGGCAAUGGCUACGAUUGGUAAUAAUGCUCUGGUGGAAAAGCAGGCUGAUGGCACAACUGAUAAUGCUAAUGCCAAAACUAACAUAGAUAAUAUUAAAAAAUUAAUCGUUGACAAAAAAUUCACGGGAUUUAAAAUGUUUGACAGCACUCAAACUGUUGCUGCCGCUGUUUCUAAUGCCAGCAAAAGUCUUUUUGGCAAAGAAUUUACUCCUUUUGCUACCCUUAAACCUACUGCCCGAGAGUUAAUUGCUUUCCAUUAUUACAAAAAUACCGAUCCGAAAGAAUUACGAGGUUUCAAACCGGGUGAUAUUACUGCUGCUGGUUAUGGCGGUCAUGGAGAGGAUAUGAGCACGAUUAAUCUAGCCUUUUUUGGUAAACAUUAUUUUGUAGAUGUUGCGGGUACUACCUCCCGGAUUGAUGAAAGAUACCAAAAAGAUGAUCUGAAUUGUUUACUUUACUUCAAUGAGCAGUGUGGUGGCGAUAGUGGUAAUGUCUAUAAUAAAACUACUAAUCUUUUUGAUGGAGCGGCUGGUAAUGCCCGAGAUAAAGUUGAUAAAGCCUAUGGUGUGGUAAGUGCUUUUCUUACUGAAUGGGUUAAGUAUGCUGAUAAAGAUUACUCAACUAAAAAUAAAAAUAAUGAUAAAACUGAAUUAGAAAGUGAUAAAGCAGCGUUAGAAAUUUUAAAAAAGUAUAAAAAGGCAGUAUUAACGAGUGGUCCUCAAACAAAAAAAUUUAACAAAGUCGGCGAACUGGAUAGUUUAAUAACCGCAGCCACAGAUGGCAGUGAUAAAGAAAAAGUUUACCAGGCCUUUAAAGUCUUACCCGAUACGGAUGCCAAAAAAACGGAUGCCGUUUUUGAUGCCUUAAAAAUGCUGGUGGAUAAAUUAGACGGCAUGAUUGAUAAGCCAAGUGAUUUGGAAGCAUUGUCAACGGGGGGUGAUAAGAAAACCGCUUGGGACAUGGUUAAUGAUAACACCAAAGAUAGUAGUGGUAAAGGUUGA